CGGUCGGCUCCCACCACCGCGGCCGCCAGCUGACCUGAGGUCAGGCCAGACGGACCCAGCGGCGGCGUGGCGACUGACAGGCCCGCAGGCAGCAGUGUCAGGAGCUGGCCCGCCGGAAGGUCCCUGUGAGGUCACCUGAGCGUCCCCGCCGCCAUGACCGAAGAAAAUGUGAAGGUCGCCGUUCGGAUCCGGCCAUUCAACAGCCGUGAGAAGGGUCGCAAUGCCCAGCUGAUACUGGACGUGAACAAGAACACUACGUUCAUCCGGGACCCGGCGCCGGGCGGCGAGACCAAGUCCUUCACCUUUGACUACUCCUACUGGAGCUUCGAUGGCUCCAAGGAUGUCAACGGCUACUUCCAGCCAGACACCAGUCACAAGAACGGCAGCAAGUUCGCUGACCAGAAAAAGGUAUUUAAUGACCUUGGCCAGGGUAUCUUAAAGAACGCCUGGGGAGGGUACAACGCUACACUCUUCGCGUACGGCCAGACGGGCUCCGGAAAGUCUUAUUCGGUCAUCGGCUAUGGCCCAAACAAGGGCAUCGUGCCAACUUUUUGCGAGGAGAUCUUUAAAGGCAUCAAGGAAAAGGCCAAGCAGCCAGUGCAGUUUGAGGUGAAGUUCAGCAUGCUGGAAAUCUACAGUGAGGUGGUGCACGAUCUGCUUAACCCGAACAAAGCGAAGAAGGGGGGCCUCAAGGUUCGUCAGCAUCCUAAGAAGGGCUUUUACGCCGAAGGUCUGAAGCAGGUGAUGGUGACCUCAUAUGAGGAGAUCGAGACCCAGAUGGACCAGGGCACCAUGAAUCGCACCGUCGCUUCCACGAACAUGAACGCCACGUCGUCCCGCGCGCACACCAUCGUCGGCAUCCACUUCACGCAGAAGCAGAAGAACGCUGCCGGCCAGGAGACGGCGAAAACCUCCAUCGUCAACCUGGUGGACCUGGCUGGCAGUGAGCGAGCAGACAGCACGGGCGCUAGGGGAGAGAGACUGAAGGAGGGAGCCGCCAUUAACAAGUCGCUCUCUUGCCUGGGCAACUGCAUCUUCGCUCUGACGGAGAUCGCCAAUGGAGACAAGGAUGCUCGGGUGCCGUUCCGGGACUCCCAGCUGACCCGGCUGCUCCAGAAUGCCCUGAUGGGCAACUCGAAGACGGUGUUGGUGGCGGCGCUCUCUCCCGCUGACCUGAACUACGAGGAGACAUUGUCCACGCUACGGUUCGCCGACCGUGCCAAGCAGAUCAAGACCAAGGCGACCGUGAACGAGGACCCGACGGAGAAGCUGCUGCGAGAGCUGAAGGAGGAGAAUGAGCGUCUCAAGGCGUCCAUGAAAGGCGGCAAGAUCGACCUGGGCAACACCAAGGGCAUGUCCGAAGCAGAUAAGAAUGCGCUGCGCAAGGAGAUGGAGGAGGAGUUGCGGGCUCAGAUGCAGGAGAAUGACCGCGAGCAGGAGGAGAUGAAGAAGUCGUACGAGGAGAAGCUGAAGGCGGCCAGACAGGCUGCCGCCGCGGGAGGUCAAGCGGCGAUCAACAAGGACAAGGAGACGAAACCACAUAUUUUCAACCUCAACAUGGACCCCAUGCUGUCGGGCCGCAUCGUGAACGUGUUGAAGAAGAAGCAGACGGAGGUGGGCAACCGCAAGGGUGGCGAGAGCGACAUCACCAUGAUCGGACCGGGGAUCCAGGAGAAGCACGCGAUCGUCGUGCUAGACGAGAAGGCCAACAAGGUGAACAUCAAGCCGUGCAACACCGAGUGCCGCGUGCUGGUCAACGGCACCCCGAUCCAGGGCGAGACGACGCUGUGCCACAACGACAGACUGGUGUUCGGUGGCACUCAAAUUUGGGUGUUUGCAAAUCCGCUGGAGGCUAAGCAAAGCAAGAAGAAGUACCCGUCUAUCACCUACGAGUAUGCUCAGGAGGAAAUCGCCUCGAAGAACGGUCUCAAGAUGGAUAACACCGGGAAUACCGACCAGGUGGCGCUGCAGGAGGACCUGCUGGAGCUGAUGCCGGGCGUGGAGGAGGCCAACAGCAUCUCGGAGGAGCUGGACAAGCGUGUCAAGUUCGAAAUCCUGCUGGUGUCGCCACAGAUGAUGGGCAAGACGACCGGCAGGACCGAGGUUUGCGUCAAGAUGCGGAAUCUGGCCAACAACGCCGAGUACGUCUGGCCCAAGGACAAGUUCCGCAACCGGCUGUACCUGAUGCAGGAGAUGUACGGCAACUUCGAGGACGAUGACGACUGGGACCUGCCCGAGAGCCAGGAUCCGUUCCGCGAGUCUCCGGACACGGAGGUGCUGCUCGGCACGUGCCAAGUGUUCCUGCAGCCGAUCGCCUUCCAGGUGGAGCUCAAAGACCAGUUGGAGAUCGCCAACUACAAGGGCUCCGAAGUCGGCGUCAUGAACAUCGAGGUCAUUCCGUGCGCCGCCAACGGGAAGGAGUACAAGGAAGAGGACGACCGGUUCGUGGACAGUCCGGACAUGCUGAUCGGCAAGGACGUCAACUUUGUGGUCAAGCUGCUCAACAUCAGGGGACUGCCCAACAAGUAUACGGACGUCUUCUGCAAGUACAAGAUGUACUUGGAGGAUGAGCACGCGACCAAGCACGUGCCUGACACCAACAACCCCGACUUCAACGACGCGAAGGUGUUCAAGUUCCCCACGGCCACCAAGCAGCUGGUCGACUACCUGCACAACAGCAGCAUGAGCAUCCAGGUCUGGGGCAAGCACCGGCUGCGGAACCUGUCCGGCUCCAUCAAGCACCUCACCACCAAGGACAUCAUGAAGACUGACAGGGGCGUUUUCUCGAGGACGGCGAACCUGAUGAACGGAUUCCAGAUGAAUGGUCGAGUGGUGGACCCGCAGAAGCAGUCCAUCAUCGUUGAGCUCCUGCUGAUGAAGAAGACCCAGGCGCGCCUGCAGCAGCGAGUGGACGGCAUUCGCAAGCUGCUGCAGCACGCCGACAAGAUGGCGCGCCACCGCGUGCCCGUCGACCUGCUGAAGCGGGCCAUGGACGCCCAGAGCCCCGCCCAGGUCGACAAGUGCAUCCGGGAGCUCGAAGACGACCGGGACGACGACAGCGGCCGCGGCAGUCGCUCCAGCAAUGGCUCCAGCAGCUCCGUGUGCACAGUCAUGUAGCGGCUCGGCUGGCACCGUCGUCACACAGCACGCACGAGACUCCGUCGCUUUGAAGCCUCCUCUGGCGUCAAGGCUGAAGGGUCUGCGUAAAUGGUGCCCGUAUCGCUCUCGGUUUCCUGUUGGAAUGCUGUCUAUGUCAAGACUCAGCAUGCUUAAGUUCGUAAGUGGUGUGGCUGUCUGAAGCAUGCUCCCAAAGUUCCACGUACGCCACUGUAUGUGGUGCAGGUUUAGCAACCACGUAGUGCGCCGUUAAACAUACGCAUGACCCAUUGAAUGAUGGCGCAUCGAAGAAGAGAAGGAAGGGGUUAACUCCAGAACUGAAAGGUCGGGCACGAUGCAUUCGCAUCAGAUAAGUCGAGAUGCCUUAAACCGAUCAGGGAGGGACGCGAAGUGAGAGGGAGACGCGACACGCGACGGCCGUUGCUGGGGGCUGAGCGCGACCCCUGGAGGUCUUGUUAAUGCACGACCAUGUAUAUACGAGUGGCGUUUGUUCAGUUCCUAGUCACCGUGACCCAUGCACUCACUGAAGACGACGUCGAAUGCGACUCAGUGGCUCUGAUCCCUUCAGGAUACUGAGAUGUGUAGUUGGACCUUUUCGUCUGCAGCCAGCCUGUUUGUGUUCUGAACCUGUUUGGUGCACCAAAUGUGGCGAGUAAUAUUGAACAAAGCUGUCUUAAAUGUCAUCUUUUGACAUUGGCGCGGUCUAUUUUCCCAAAUGUCGCCGCAAAUGGUGCCUUCUCAUCUCGGACGCAUCCACAAUGUUGCAAGUUGGCGUCCACGUUCCGUAGGACGUGCGGGUAUCAAUUCAAGUUCUGGUGCCUUAGGUCGGUAUAGGCUGCUGGUGUUCUGAUCUCCCACGGCAGCCCGUGCCAGUCAUGUCACGCAAUGUUGUUGAAAAGCCUGAGAUCAGCUAUGUUCUGCCUUUUUGAACCCCAGCUCUAGCAUAUUUGGUCCGUGUUCGAUGGAGGCGAACGCUAGUCUCGGUCAAAAUUGCAGAUGCUCUAUGACAGUGUUUGUAAUGAGCUUCGGCAGUCUCGAAAUUCCGCCUUCAUUGAAAAACAAAUAGACCCAUGGCACCUGAGCAACAGCCCGUGAAUGUAUGCGCAACUUUGGAGACGUAACUUGUGGUGCCUCACAAACGCGUGCAUACUUAACUAGCAUUCGGACGUCUGUGGUGUAUUUUCUGUCUGUGAUACGAUUACCCGAAAAAGAGUAGCACCGACAGUCUAGACAAAUGUUGCUGAUAUCCCCAUCGGUCAGUUUU
Molecule: messenger RNA, 4381 nt
Organism: Pollicipes pollicipes
Lineage: Eukaryota; Metazoa; Arthropoda; Thecostraca; Pollicipedomorpha; Pollicipedidae
Product: kinesin-like protein KIF28P
Exons: 21
Coding region: 154-3117 (987 amino acids)
Biological process (GO): microtubule-based movement
Molecular function (GO): ATP binding; microtubule binding; microtubule motor activity
Source: RefSeq, a predicted model, not a curated record